Mesoplodon densirostris (Blainville's beaked whale) is the source of this 2501-nucleotide messenger RNA. It is a transcript of the gene PNPT1, whose product is annotated as polyribonucleotide nucleotidyltransferase 1. Gene Ontology annotation, cellular component: cytosol; mitochondrion. Gene Ontology annotation, biological process: mitochondrial mRNA catabolic process; mitochondrial RNA 3'-end processing. Bases 23 to 2377 code for a protein of 784 amino acids. Lineage: Eukaryota; Metazoa; Chordata; Mammalia; Artiodactyla; Ziphiidae. The transcript is spliced from 28 exons. Gene Ontology annotation, molecular function: polyribonucleotide nucleotidyltransferase activity; RNA binding; 3'-5'-RNA exonuclease activity. The record is from RefSeq and is a predicted model, not a curated record.
GGCUGAGCGCUUGCCGGGUGUCAUGGCGGCCUGCAGGCCUUGCUGCUCGUGCCUCCGGCUCCGGCCACUGGGCCAUGGUCCCCUCCGUCUGCCAGGGCUGGGUCGGACACUCACCCAGUUGCAGGUGCGAGCACUAGGGGGUGGCGCGGGGUCGCGAACCGUGGCCGUGGACCUAGGCAGCAGAAAAUUAGAAAUAUCCUCUGGAAAACUGGCCAGAUUUGCAGAUGGCUCUGCUAUAGUACAGUCAGGUGACACUGCAGUGAUGGUCACAGCGGUCAGUAAAACAAAACCUUCACCUUCCCAGUUCAUGCCUUUGGUGGUUGACUAUAGACAGAAGGCUGCUGCAGCAGGUAGAAUUCCCACAAACUAUCUUAGAAGAGAGAUUGGAUCUUCUGAUAAAGAAAUUCUUACAAGUCGAGUAAUAGAUCGUUCAAUUAGACCUCUCUUUCCAGCAGGCUACUUUUAUGAUACACAGAUCCUUUGCAAUCUGUUAGCAGUAGAUGGUGUUAAUGAACCUGAUGUCCUAGCAAUUAAUGGUGCUUCUGUAGCCCUCUCAUUAUCAGAUAUUCCUUGGAAUGGACCUAUUGGGGCAGUACGAAUAGGAAUGAUUGAUGGAGAAUGUGUUGUUAACCCAACACGAAAAGAAAUGUCUUCCAGUACUUUAAAUUUAGUGGUUACUGGAGCACCUAAAAGUCAGAUUGUCAUGUUGGAAGCCUCUGCAGAGAAUAUUUUACAGCAGGACUUUUGCCAUGCUAUCAAAGUGGGAGUAAAAUAUACACAACAAAUAAUUCAGGGCAUCCAGCAGUUGGUAAAAGAAAUUGGUGUUGCCAAGAGGACACCUCAGAAGUUAUUUGUCCCUUUGCCAGAGAUUGUGAAACACGCUCAUAAACUCGCCAUGGAAAAACUCUACGCAGUUUUUACAGAUCAUGAACAUGAUAAAAUUUCCAGAGAUGAAGCCGUUAACAAGAUUAGAUUAGAUACAGAGGAACAACUAAAAGAAAAAUUUCCAGAAGUUGAUUCCUAUGAAAUAAUAGAAUCCUUCAAUGUUGCUGCAAAGGAUGUUUUUAGAAGUAUUAUUUUGAAUGAAUACAAAAGGUGUGAUGGUCGAGAUUUGACUUCACUUAGGAAUAUAAAUUGUGAGGUAGAUAUGUUUAAAAUUCUUCAUGGAUCAUCAUUAUUUCAAAGGGGACAAACACAGGUGCUUUGUACUGUUACAUUUGAUUCAUUAGAAUCCAGCAUUAAGUCAGACCGAAUUAUAACAGCUAUAAAUGGGAUAAAAGAUAAAAAUUUCAUGCUUCACUAUGAGUUUCCUCCCUACGCAACUAAUGAAAUUGGCAAAGUCACUGGUGUAAAUAGAAGAGAACUUGGGCACGGUGCGCUUGCUGAGAGAGCUUUGUAUCCUGUUAUUCCUAAAGAUUUUCCUUUCACCAUAAGAGUCACAUCUGAAGUACUAGAGUCAAAUGGAUCAUCUUCUAUGGCAUCUGCAUGUGGUGGAAGUUUAGCUUUAAUGGAUGCAGGAGUUCCAAUUUCAUCUGCUGUCGCAGGUGUGGCAAUAGGAUUGGUCACCAAAAACAAUACUGACAAGGGUGAAAUAGAAGAUUAUCGUUUGCUGACAGAUAUUCUGGGGAUUGAAGAUUACCAUGGUGACAUGGAUUUCAAGAUAGCCGGCACUACUAAGGGAAUAACUGCAUUACAGGCUGACAUUAAAUUACCUGGAAUACCAAUAAAAAUUGUAAUGGAGGCCAUUCAGCAAGCCUCAGCGGCAAAGAAGGAGAUAUUACAGAUUAUGAACAAAACUAUUUCAAAACCUCGAGCAUCUAGAAAAGAAAAUGGACCUGUUGUAGAAACUGUUCAGGUUCCACUAUCAAAACGAGCAAAAUUUAUUGGACCAGGUGGAUAUCAUUUAAAAAAACUUCAGGCUGAAACAGGAGUAACUAUUAGUCAGGUGGACGAAGAAACAUUUUCUAUAUUUGCACCAACACCCAGUGCCAUGCAUGAAGCAAGAGACUUCAUUACCGAAAUCUGCAAAGAUGAUCAAGAGCAGCAAUUAGAAUUUGGAGCAGUAUAUACCGCCACAAUAACUGAAAUCAGAGACACUGGAGUAAUGGUUAAACUAUAUCCAAAUAUGACUGCAGUACUACUUCAUAACACACAACUUGAUCAACGGAAGAUUAAACAUCCCACUGCUUUAGGAUUAGAAGUUGGCCAAGAAAUUCAGGUGAAAUACUUUGGACGUGACCCAGCUGAUGGAAGAAUGAGGCUUUCUCGUAAAGUGCUCCAGUCUCCAGCUACAACUGUUGUCAAAACUUUAAAUGACAGAAGCAGUAUUGUAAUGGGAGAAUCUGUUUCACAGUCAUCAUUUAAUUCUUCCCGGUGACUUUUUUUUUUAAGAAUUCUAGAGUGAUAUUCUGUAUAGCAAAAUUUCAGUAGUAUCUUCUAAUGUGUAGAUUUAUAUAUAAUAUAAAUGUAUUCUAAUGAUUUAUAUUAAAAUGCUCACUUUA